This is a messenger RNA of Trichomonas vaginalis G3, 2838 nucleotides long. RefSeq lists its product as uncharacterized. NCBI's taxonomy places the organism in Eukaryota, Parabasalia, Trichomonadida, Trichomonadidae. The transcript has a single exon. The coding region runs from base 1 to 2838 and encodes 945 amino acids. The record is from RefSeq and is a predicted model, not a curated record.
AUGGGUGGAUUUAGGGAUUUUUUAACUAUUCCAUUCCCAGAAAUAGAUCUAAGCGAACAAUUAAAUGCAGAAUUGUCUCGUCUCAAGACUAUUGAGAUGUUUUCUUCAGUAACUCCCCAAGAUUUACCAAUUAAAGUUGGUGUUGGUCAAUACAGUCUCAAAAAGAUAUUUAGCGACUUAUUUACUAUAAAUAUAUCUGUUGAAAGAAUCAGAGCUGAAAAGGCGGCAAAAUUAAUCUUUACUGCAUCAGAUGAAUUGGUUUCAUUCGAAAAAGCUACAAUAGCUGAAUUAGACAUUUCAAAACUUGAUGGAUUCCUUAAUUCUUUGGGCAAUUCAAACACUGAUUACUUAGAACAACUUCAACUUUUAAUUUUACCAUUUCUUUUGAGAGUUCCAAUCGAGCAAUUAAACAAUGAAUCAUUAGGUCGAAUUUUAAAUACAUUAAAAAAGUUUAACAGAAAAUCAAUUUUUAUUCAAGCAUUAAAUAUCAGAACUACCAUAUUUCAUCUUGAAAAACAAAUUUCCCUAGAUGCGACAAUCUCAACCUGCCUGAAAACAAUUACUACUUCGUUACAUAAGAUUUAUGAUUCAAAUUAUUGCGAUUCAAUCAUUCCUAUUAUAUGCAAUAUGUUAGUGCCCCAAAUUUUUAAGGCCUGCAGAGAAGUUUUCGGUCGCGAAAAUAUAAAUCUCAUUGAAAAAAUCGAAUGUCAAGUUUAUCUUCCAGUAAUUUUAGGAUCAAUCGCAGCAUAUUAUCCACUAGCACUACGCAAUACAGAAUGGGCGAAAUUAUGUGAAUAUUUCGCUCAAAAUUCUGAUUUUAAGCGCCAAGUCUACCCAGGCCACGACUUUUUCAUUAAUUACCCUGAAAAAGUCCAGUCCAACAUGGUUGCUGAAAAUAUCAUCGCUCUAAUGUUCUCUUUUGCCUACUUUUACAAAUUAUCUCCAAAUAAUCCAGAAAAUGACCUUUACAUUUCAUGCCUUCGAGCUAUUUGCACCAAGAACCAAGUCGGCCAGCACGCUGUUGCUCGUUCUUUAUACACAAUGACGAAAUUUAGCAAAUUCAAACCGAAAGUUGACCUUUUCCUCAAAAUUAUUAAAAAAGACGACAACGCGGCCAUUCUUUAUAUCAACAUGAUGCGAGAUAACUACACAGAAACCCCAAUUAAGCUUGAACAAAAUUUAAAUCUUGGUGAAAUUCUUUCGGAAAAGUUCGCAGGAUCGAACAACGUCCUUCUUCGUAAAUCUAUUAAGCAGAUCUGCUGCAUGACCAAGCCAAAUUUCAGUUCCCAAGCCGAUAUCGUCUCAAUUACGAGAUCAUUAGAAUGUAUCUUAGGAAAAAGCAUCUAUGAGGUCUAUUGCAUCGCCAAAUCCGAAAAUUUGUAUAGUUUCUUGGACCAAUACAUCAUUAAUUUGCUCAAAAACGGAACAAUUUUCAAAGAUUUUCGGACAAUUCCUGUAAUUUGCCAUCUUUGCACUUGUUACCUCACUCUCUUUGCAAAGACAGUUGCUAAAUCACAGAAUGUAUCAUUGGGAUUCGAUGCAAAGCUUGUUUUGAUGAUUUAUGACACAAUUGCAGUUACAUCUGAGCCAAUUAUCACAGAAGCCAAAUCUUAUACCAGUUUAUCAGCUUCUAAUUAUGUAGAAAGGAUGAAAAUCGCUUCAUUGAUCAAAGGAAUCCGUACCCAAUUUUUCCAUUACGCUAUUUUGCUUUGUACGUACGAAUUUCCUUCAUUAAGGUUCGCAUUGUUACUCUUGCUAUAUGAUACAUUGGAUUAUUCCAUUGACAGCUCUCUGGAUCAGUUUACAGACAUUUUUGACAAAAUUAUUCCUUGGAAUUUGAAAUUAUUCAAGUCUGAGAGCCCAUACAUAUCCAGCCUUGGAUGUGACUUACUCAUAAAGCUCGUAAAUCACACUCCUGUUGGAAAAUGCAACUUCAUUUCGAUUGAUUUGUUUACAAGCGUUGAUAAGGCCUUCAAAUCGUUUAUUAAAACCCCGGACAAGGAAAGAAAAUUAUUGAGGAUCUUCUCAAACCUCACAAGACUCUUUUCUUGUCCGAAUGUGAAAACUUCAUUUUUACAUGAGAAGGAUAUCAACAAAUUCAUCGUAAUUUGUUACUCCAUUCUCUCUACAUCGAUCAUGAUGGAGCACCAGGAGCUCGCGCACUUCAGUUUCGACAUUCUUUCCGUAUUAUGCAGUUAUGAGAUAACAAUUAUACCUCAUGCGCCUGCAAAGUUCCGGAAAAUCUAUGAUACAGUCGAUGCUGAUAAUUAUCUACCAAUUGUAAAGAAAAUUGGCAAGAUUAUCGAAGGAUUUGCAAAUGUUUCACCUUUGAUACUCAUCCAUGCUUUGAAGAUGAUGCUGUUCAUUUGCCAAUCGGAAUUCUUCGUUGAUGUCUUCAUGAAAAUGAACUUUUCCAUUGAUUUAGAGGCAAUUGCGAAAAAUGAGAAGUUCCAAGAGACUUUCAUGCAGAUCAGUUCACUGGCCAUCCAAAUUACAACUGAACUUGCGGAAUUUGAUACUUCAUACGCAAAACGUUUUAUUAAAUUUGAAAAAAUUGAAUCGAAGUUGACAAACUUCCCAGAAGGAGUGGCGCUCAAACAGAAACUUGAUUCAGGUGAUAGGAAACUGGUUCUCGAGUUCCAAUUGAAGGAAUUACAAGAAUUUCCGAAAUUCAGAAAGACUGUGGAAAGCCACAAGAUGGCUAUUGCUGCAGCACCAAAGUUCAGACCAUUAAACGGUGCUCCAAUGGUUCUUCGCAUGAUAAAUCCACGAGAUGACUUUUAUCUCGGAGAGGUUCAUUUUGCUGCAAGAACUGAAGAACAAACUGUAAUAGAAUAA